Molecule: messenger RNA, 1274 nt
Organism: Chaetura pelagica (chimney swift)
Lineage: Eukaryota; Metazoa; Chordata; Aves; Apodiformes; Apodidae
Gene: ATF4
Product: activating transcription factor 4
Exons: 2
Coding region: 123-1187 (354 amino acids)
Biological process (GO): regulation of transcription by RNA polymerase II
Cellular component (GO): ATF1-ATF4 transcription factor complex; ATF4-CREB1 transcription factor complex; nucleus
Molecular function (GO): RNA polymerase II transcription regulatory region sequence-specific DNA binding; DNA-binding transcription activator activity, RNA polymerase II-specific
Source: RefSeq, a predicted model, not a curated record
GAUGACUUGAAGUUUCAUUUUCAGGUUUUUCAAGGCAGCGCACAGCAGCAUUGCUGUAGUCGACAAAAAGACCCGCUACUUGUCUACAUCCUUCGACAUCAAAGCGUUAAAAACUGACGAAGAUGAGCCUCUUGAACAACGAGAUGCUGUUGGGGGAUUCAUUAUCCCCCUUCAGCCAGCCGUGUUCGGUGGCUGAGGAGAGUCUGGGACUCCUCGAUGACUACCUGGAGGUGGCCGAGCCCCUCGGUUCGCAUGGGUUCUCCAGCGACAAGGCUAAGGCAGUCUCCUCCAAUUGGCUUGCUGUGGACAGUUUAGGCAACACCAUAGAUAGCAGCCAGGAGGAUGCCUUCUCUGGCAUGGAGUGGAUGGUGGAGAAGAUGGAUCUGAAGGAAUUUGAUUUUGAUGCCCUGUUAGGUAUGGAACAUCUGGAAGCCACCGUCUCACCAGACGAGCUAAUGGCCACGUUGGAAGACACGUGUGAUCUCCUAUUUAACCCUGCCAUCCAGGAAUUCCACAACAAAGAACCUCCACUGAUAACUGACCUAAUCACCCAUCUCCCCGAAUCUUCAAUUGGAGCAGAUCCCAUGGCCCCAUUAGCUUCCCUUUGGUCUUUCCCCCUCUCCCCAGGGUCUCUGACUUCCACUCCAGAUCAUUCAUUUAGUUUAGAACUAGGCAGUGAAGUAGAUGUUCUGGAAGGAGAAAGAAAACAGGAGGGCCCCACCUUUGUGGUAGUGAUCACCAAGUCUGAGAAGGAGGAGGAGAACCAUUCUGAUGAUAGUGGAAUAUGCAUGAGCCCAGACUCCUACCUGGGAACCCCCCAGCAUAGUCCAACCAACUCGGUUGGAUCCCCCAAUCACCAGUUUCCUGCAGAUGCCAGCUGUGGCGCUGUGCGGUCCAAGCCGUAUGAUCACCCUGCAGAGAAGGUAGUGUCAGCAAAGAUAAAAGGAGAAAAGAAAAUAGAUAAGAAACUGAAAAAGAUGGAGCAGAAUAAGACUGCUGCCACACGUUACCGGCAGAAGAAGAGGGCGGAACAGGAAGCACUGUCUGGGGAGUGCAGAGAGUUGGAGCAGAAGAAUCAGGCCCUGAAGGAGAAAGCAGAUUCUCUUAGUAAGGAAAUCCAGUAUUUAAAAGAUCUAAUUGAGGAGGUCCGCAAGGCCAAGGGCAAAAGAGCUAGAGUCCCUGAGUAGGGUAGUCAGCAGUUUCUAUGUGCAUGUAUAUAAGCUUCCUGCUAAAGCUGUGUAUGGCUGUCUAAUAAAUUAUUUUAUAGUAAACUU